Messenger RNA from Pelobates fuscus (common spadefoot toad), 5221 nucleotides. It is a transcript of the gene SEMA3D, whose product is annotated as semaphorin 3D. Gene Ontology annotation, cellular component: plasma membrane. Gene Ontology annotation, molecular function: semaphorin receptor binding; chemorepellent activity. The transcript has 18 exons. NCBI's taxonomy places the organism in Eukaryota, Metazoa, Chordata, Amphibia, Anura, Pelobatidae. The record is from RefSeq and is a predicted model, not a curated record. Bases 424 to 2769 code for a protein of 781 amino acids. Gene Ontology annotation, biological process: positive regulation of cell migration; negative regulation of axon extension involved in axon guidance; semaphorin-plexin signaling pathway.
CUGCUCGCUCAGUACUCGUCUCAGGCUGCCUUCAGUCACAGGCAGAGAGGGCUGCAUGCUCGGUUUGUUGACAAAGUGGAUGAAUGAGUAAACUCCUAUGACACCCACAACAAGCCCAGCUCCACAAGACGCCCAGAGCCGCUCAGUCAUAGCUGAGACAAGCAACGAGAAGACCACUUAAAGCACCCUGGGACAUUUUUGUUAACUUUGUAUUUCCUUGCAUCGGAGUGGAAUUAUUAAGCGUGACAGCUUCCCCAGUAAUAGCUCUCCCUGUAAUCAUCUCUUAGCUGUGCGCUGGGUGACUGACUAGCAGCUGAUUUCUUAUCUGGAGAGAACUUGUGGAGGAUCUCCCUGGGGCUGACUUCAUUUUCUGCUGAGAUAAUAGCCUGAAAACUCAAGAAAGAAGGUGCCAUAUAGCCUACCAUGAAAUUGAAGGAUCACAAAUGUCCCAGCAGAUGGCAUAAACCACAACAUUCCUCCACAAUGCUAUCACUGCUUUUACUAAUUCUCCUGCCAACAACUGACUGCUUGAAACAGAAUAUUCCUCGACUCAAACUCGCCUACAAAGACUUACUACUUUCUAACAGCUGUAUUCCAUUGAUGGAUUCCACCACCGAUGGAUUGGAAUCUCAGACUCUUCUGCUUGAUGAAGAGAGGGGAAAGCUGCUUCUUGGAGCAAAAGAUCACAUCUAUUUGUUUAGCCUGGUCGACUUAAAUAAAAAUAUGAGAAAGAUUUACUGGCCUGCAGCGAAGGAAAGAGUGGAAUUAUGCAAACUUGCAGGAAAAGAUGCCUAUACAGAAUGUGCAAAUUUCGUCAAAGUACUUCAUCACUAUAAUAAAACUCAUGCUUAUACUUGUGGCACUGGAGCCUUUCACCCUCUUUGUGGAUAUCUUGAACUUGGGAAUCCUAAAGAGGAAAUGAUCUUCAAAAUAGACACUCAACAUUUGGAAUCUGGCAGGCUGAAAUGUGCCUUUGAUCCUCAUCCACCUUUCGCUUCGAUAAUGACAGAUGAAUAUUUAUUUGCUGGUACUGCUUCCGAUUUUCUUGGAAAAGAAACAACAUUUACACGAUCCUUAGGACCCUCCUAUGAACAUAAUUUUAUCAGAACAGAUGUCUCUGAUCAUUAUCUGCUUAAUGGAGCAAAGUUUUUUGGAGCAUAUUCUAUUCCUGAUACUUACAAUCCAGACGAUGACAAGAUUUACUUAUUUUUCCGGGAAAUAUCUCCAGAAGGCACUUCUGAAAAAACUAUUUUUUCUAGGGUUGGAAGAGUCUGUAAGAAUGACAUUGGAGGACAGCGCAGUCUAAUUAAUAAGUGGACAACAUUUCUUAAAGCUCGAUUGGUGUGUUCAAUCCCUGGACCAGAUGGAGGAGACACGUAUUUUGAUGAACUGCAGGAUGUGUUUCUGCUGCCAUCAAAAGAUGAAAGAAACCCAGUAGUUUAUGGAAUCUUCACUACUACAAGUUCUAUAUUCAAAGCAUCUGCAGUAUGUGUAUAUAGUAUGGCUGAUAUCAGAGGUGUAUUCAAUGGACCAUAUGCCCAUAAAGAAAGUCCAGAUCACAGAUGGGUACAAUACGAUGGAAGAAUUCCAUACCCACGUCCUGGUACAUGUCCAAGCAAGACCUAUGAUGCUGUGAUAAGAUCAACUAAAGACUUUCCAGAUGAUGUCAUUAGUUUUGUAAAGAACCAUCCGCUUAUGUACAAAUCAGUAUAUCCCCUUCACGGACGACCAGUAUUUACUAGACUUAAUGUGGACUACAAACUGACCCAGAUUGCAGUUGAUCAUGUAGUAGCAGAAGAUGGCCAAUACGAUGUCAUGUUUCUUGGGACAGAUAUUGGAACAAUUCUCAAAGUUAUUAGUGUUACAAAGGAUAUCUGGAAUAUGGAAGAAGUUUUAUUGGAAGAAUUACAAGUAUUUAAGCAACCAUCUCCAGUCACAAACAUAGAAUUAUCACUUAAACAGCAACAAUUAUACAUUACAUCAAAAACUGGCUUGGUUCAGCUGGCAUUACACCGUUGUGAUACCUAUGGGAAGGCCUGUACUGACUGCUGCCUAGCUAGAGAUCCAUACUGUGCUUGGGAUGGAAAUUCUUGCACACGAUACAUCCCGACAUCAAAAAGACGUGCAAGAAGACAAGAUGUGAAAAAUGGAGAUCCUCUCACUCAGUGCUGGGAUGUUGAUGAAAGUACAACCCAUGAAACUUCAGAAGAAAAAGUAAUAUUUGGCAUUGAGUACAAUUCCACCUUCCUGGAGUGUAUUCCAAAGUCCCAGCAAUCAUCUAUUAGGUGGUUUAUACAGCACACCGGGGAGGAACACCAGGAAGAGAUAACAUCUGACGAGAGGAUCAUUAAAACUGAAUAUGGCCUUCUUAUUCGCACUUUACAGAAAAGAGACUCAGGAAUAUAUUAUUGCAAGGCUCAAGAACACACAUUCAUUCACACAAUUGUGAAGCUCAAUGUGAAGGUCAUAGAAAAUGAACAGAUGGAAAAUGCACCAAAGACCGAAGAGGAGAAAAUCGGAAAAGAAGAUGAUGGAAAAAGCAAAGAUUUAAUAAUGGAGUCAAGGCAAUGGUACAAAGAUUAUUUACAGCUUCUCAGCAGUCCUAGCUUCAGUUUGGAUAUGUACUGUGAGCAAAUGUGGCACAAAGAAAAGAAGAGACAGCGUAAUAAAGGGGGAGCGAAGUGGAAACAUGUCCAAGAGAUUAAGAAGAACAGGAACAGAAGACAUCAUGAGCAGAAAGAGAAGCAUGCUAGGAUUCUAUCUGCAUAGACUUGACUUAUUCUUGGCAUGGACAUUACUAUAAAUUACUCAGUUGGGGCACUUUUUGCAUUCGUACUACUAGUACUUCCUUUUUCAAACACAUCAAUGAAAAAUGUAAGAGACAAAGUAGCGCCAAGAAUCUCUUAGAAAAGUGAAGCUCAUUCACACCUUUUUUUGUAUUACAGCUUUGGUUAAGAGGGGUUUAAAUAUCUUAAUCUAUGUAGUGUUGAUAUGUUCUGUAUGUAGCUUUGUCUUCUGGGUUAAGUUAAUGACUGGCUUUUAUUUAUUAAACUAAGCUAUUUUAGGUGUUGCAUUCUUCUUUUUUUUAUAAGUUAUAAAUUAAUAUCGGAAUUCUUAAAAUUACUUUACUGUGUGACUUUUUUAUUAUUAUGGAGAUUUCUCAUUUGUAAAAUAGGCUUUAAAUAUAGUGAGUCAGUGACUAUUGAGCCAAAAUUUCUUAGUGUUUAAAAAUAUGGCUCAAAGUUAGUUUUAUACUAAACCGUAUGACACUUCUACAAUUCUGUCUUAUAUUUUACCCAGGAAGAGCAACUCGGAACAAAAGUCUAAUUGUAAGGGAAUUCCUCAGUACUGUUUACCAUAAAAACACGCACAAUCUCUAAUUGAGAAAUAGACUUCCUCAGCCAUUUCUGGAGAGGAACGAUGCCAGACAUUGUAUGGGGGAGGAGGGUAAAAGGUAUUUUGGAAAUGUGUGCAAUAGUUAUAGUUAUAUUGAACUGAUCAGUUACCAUAUGUUUUAGAUACGUUCUUCAUUUGUGAAUUCAGUUUAAUUGUAAACUGUUUGAUUCCAAUUAUUUGAUCAAUGUCUUCUUCAGAUACUCAAACAAGGUUUUAUGCUCUAAGAACUUAUUUGCAAGGUAAAAAUAAAUGUUUAACCUUUUCUACUUUCACAAUGUUUACUUUUAGCCACAGAAUCAUUACUAGAGUUUGCAUAAAUUACAUUAUAUUAGCCAGGUACGUCCCUGUAAAGAGUGAAUAAAUACACUAAAUCUACCCUCCAGAACGUUUUAGAAUUCUAAAUUUAGAAAGUAGUCAUUAAACUAAUAGAAAUGUUUCCUCUUAUGUCAUGAAUUGUAUUAGGAAGUUUCAUGGAUUGACAAACAUAUUAUCACUAUAAUUUUGUUCUCAGAUACAGUUUUUUCUUAUAACUGUUGUAAUGAUGGAAUUACAAGACCUAUUACAAUGGGUUUUGUAAGCUUAUUAUCCGAUCAUGUUUAAUAAAUAUACCAGUGGGUUUACUUUAAUGUGCUAUAUAAAAUAUUAUGCUGCUAAAAGUAAUCAGACUGGAAACACUGAAAUAUCCUUAGUUAAAGGGACACUGUAGGUAUCACAUUCACUUUAACUGAUGGUUUACUCACCAUUUAGGAGAGAUGUUCAUACUAGGCAGUCUGCAAACUGGACCAAGUGAUAAAAUGAUGAAGGCAGAGCCUUCCAUUACUGUACACCAAACCAGGUAUAGUUGGCAAUAAAUGAUAAUGAAUGUCCUCAGUCACUCUCUUUCACAAUCUCUGAGAUGAAUUGGUAUGACUUGAGGCCUCCACCAUAUCAUCAUUGUGGGCUGGGCUGUAAGUACAAGGGCCAGAAGAAUUCUCCUAAAUGAUGAGUAUACUGUAUAGAAGUGAUGUGGGACCUGGAGCCUAUGGACACCAAGCACCAUAACCACAUCAAUCAGUUAAAGUGGCUAUGGGGUCUACAGUGUUCUAUUAAGUGACCCAUGGAAGAUUAAACAUGUAUGUAAAAAAAGUAUACAAAAAUAAAUAUUUUGUGUCAGACCUAUAUAUGCUAGUUUCUUUGGGAUACUAAAAAUACGCUUAAGUUAUUUAUUAAAGUGGGAAUUCAAAAUAAAUUCCAAGUGAAUUUCAAAUUUAAGGCAAGAGUAGCUGAACUGGGAUCAUAACUGACUUAGAGACGUUUUUUUCAGUUCAACUAUUUUCACCUUUACGUUUAAAUUCACUUGGAUUUCUCCCUUUAAUGAAUAAUCCUGACUGUUUUUUACAGUCCUUUAAGCCACUGGUUUUCAUAGCUAGUCCUCGAGAUAUACUAAAAGUAUUGAUUUGUGGUUCUUGAGUAUUACAACUGAAAAUGCAUGCUAAAGCAGUGUUUCUAAGUACUACAUCUUAUACUUAUGCAUUAUUUUAACGCUGAGCUACAUGACGCCAUAUUAUUAUAGAUAGAGCACACAAACUUGAAUUUUGUAAAAUAGAUUUCAUUAUUAAGACAAUCAGCAUUGUUGUUUCUAUCCGAUGUUAUAUCCAAUGCCAAACAUUGUGGCUAUAGUAAAACUGAGUAACAUUAUUAAAGAAUGAUGUAUUUCAGUAACACCCCAGAAACACUGAGCAUUUUAUAACAAGAAGUAUAAAAUACUUUGCAAAUAUAGUUUGGAAACAAUUUUGCAUGCAUUACAUUUUGUAAAUAAUACACUUGUUAUUAAACCUUCAUAUUG